AUGGCCACCGCUACUGCGCUCAGCACCGGGGCAUCCUCGUCGACGCACACCAGAAGCAAUCUCGGCCCGCUUACAACCACCUUUGUAGCCCCGAGCUACUGCAACAACAUCAUCGCGGGCGAUGCAUUGUCGGGAUACGGCUGGCAAGCCCAGUCGUGCCGCGGCACCGUAGUCAGAGACGACACUUCCUGUUGGCCGACUACAACGCCAGGUGCUCCCGCUUCCUCCACGAUACUUGCCGGUUGGGGCUUCUACUCGCCGGGAAUAGUUUGUCCCAGUAACUAUGUUACGGCAUGCUCCAAGUCUAUCGGGCAAGACGGGGGGUUCGACUUUCAAUUCGGCUUGAUCUCUUCAGAAACCGCGAUAGGCUGUUGUCCGACUGGCUAUCAGUGUUCGUUUGACAGUGGUGGUCGUAUUCAGACAUGUAUCAAUAAGGUGUCUUCCACGUCCAUUCUGACUGGGACGUGUCUGAGUGAUAGUUCCGUGAACUACGCUUUCAAAACUCUGCCUUUCGUGGCGCUCUCUCCGACAUCGAGUGGCGACCCAGCCUCGACGACAACAAUUGCGAGUUAUGUGAUGUUUGCUCCCCUGUUCCAGCUCGUGCACAAACCGGAAGAUCUGCCAGCCACGGCGACGGGGGUAACCUCGGCGGCACCCACCAGCUCAGGGAAUGCCACUACGGACCCGAGCCCGAGCUCAAGCCCUGGCAGCGGUCUCUCGUCGGGCGCGGCAGCCGGAAUAGGCGUGGGCGCGGCAGCAGCCGUUAUCAUCAUAUGCAUUCUGGCUUACUUCCUGUGGCGGUCGAGGAAGAGGAGACAAACGCCAGAGCUCGACAGCACCGCGCCUGCGCCCAUGGCACAAUAUGGGCAGCCGACGCAAGGCGGGUAUGCACAGUCAGCUGGUCAUACACCGGUAUAUUCAGAGUUGUCACCACAAGACGGCGUGAAGCCUCAGGAGCUGGGUAGCCAUUACGUUCCGGUUGAGCUAUCUGGUAAUGAUGUCCACUUCGGACAUUCGCCAGCGACUGAUUAUCGGUCGCAUUCAGAGAUGGCUGCUUAUCCGGGCCAUCGACAAUGA
Messenger RNA from Neoarthrinium moseri, 1077 nucleotides. RefSeq lists its product as uncharacterized. The transcript has 2 exons. The coding region runs from base 1 to 1077 and encodes 358 amino acids. The record is from RefSeq and is a predicted model, not a curated record. NCBI's taxonomy places the organism in Eukaryota, Fungi, Ascomycota, Sordariomycetes, Amphisphaeriales, Apiosporaceae.